Messenger RNA from Rhagoletis zephyria (snowberry fruit fly), 2729 nucleotides. The record is from RefSeq and is a predicted model, not a curated record. NCBI's taxonomy places the organism in Eukaryota, Metazoa, Arthropoda, Insecta, Diptera, Tephritidae.
AUGUACAGUCAACAGUCAAACAAGUGUCUUGUGGCCAUUGUGAAGGACUUCUUAAAGGAGUUUGACGAUGAGUUGACAGUGAAACGUGGACAAGUGGUGCAAUUUGUGGGCAAACUUGAUCGAUACUGGUUCGAAGUUUACUGUGAUGGCCAGACGGGCAAAGUGCCCAUCUCCAGCUGUCGAGAAUGGAACUCCCAAGAAAUGUCCUCCAUUCGGCUGGUGAAGGCAUCCCAACAGGCGGCAUUCGUCUCCAAGUACGACUUUUUAAAUGACUGCGUCGAAGGCGAUUUGCGCUUCUCUGCUUUUGAAAUCAUCAUCGGUUUUGAAGCGGCCAACGAUGACUGGUGGAAGGGAGCUCGCCUGGCGUCAAUCAAAAACAGCAUUACCUCCCUCUCCGUAAAGGAGGAAAACUGCGGAAUCUUUCCCUUGACUCAUGUGUGGCGGCUUCGCGAGGAUCUCCUGCCGGAUAGUGUGUUCACCGCCAACGGCGUCAUCAUCAGCAGCUCAAAUGAUUCCAGCGAAAUUGAACCGGCACUCGGUGUGCCUGUUCCUGAUCCUCUUCCCGAGGCGACCGAGCACUUCUAUGUGAAGGUGAAAAAGACCAUGACGCCUCAUUUGCGGGAGGAAAUGGAGCUGCCGGAGAUUGGCGAAAUUCUCCUCGUCACUGCCAUCCCCGACAAGCUCUACUACUUCGGACAGAGCCUGGACGGAGCCAGAGUUGGCAUGUUUCCCAAGCAUUUCGUGCAGGUUGAAGACAAUUACGAACCACCACCAUCACCACCAGCUCAGUGCGACCUACACUCGACCAACUCAUCGACAUCAUCUCCCAUUCCUAGCUCCAACCUCCCUCCGCCUACCAUUCCGCCUCCUUCUCCUCCACACAUAUCAAUAAACUUUGGAAAGCACCUCAGCGUGGACUUUGCCGAUGGACAGGGGAACCGGCUGCCGCGAACUCCCGUCGACACACCGCCCUCAUACGAGGCCGCCAUCUGCUGUGAGCCCGUCUCCUAUGGCUACGCUACGCAGAUGUUCAGUGAAAUUGAGUCCUACGGCAGGGUGCUCUUCAACUUUGAUGCACAGGACGAAAAUGAGCUGACACUUCGGGAAAGUCAAAUUGUGCGGCUCUUCCGUCACGUGGACGACGGCUGGAUGGAGGGCGAGCUGGACGGCAAAGUGGGCCUCUUUCCCAAGAGCUACAUUGACAUCAUUGUCGACUGUGAGGCCAACGCUCCGGCUGACUUUGUGGCAGACAGCUCCACUGGUGGCGGCGCCAACAGCAACUGCCAGAACCAGGUGGUGGCCAUUGACUACCCGACCAACACCCGAGCUCGCGUGCUCUACGACUUUGACCCGGAAAUGGAGCAGGACUUGAGAGUGCGCGCCGGGGAGACGAUUGUUCUGCUGAAGCACUUUACCACCACCGAUUGGGUGGAAGCUUGCAAUGCCUCGGGCACCGUUGGCUUCAUUCACUUGAACUUCUGUGAAAUGCUCAGCUCUGCGCCAGCAUCACAACCAUCACCACCGCCAGCAGCAGGGUCAUCAAGCAGUCAGUCUCAACCUGAAAAGAGCUCCCACUUGUACGCCAACAUUGACAGUUUUACCACUAGUACUGAGCAAAAAGUCAAACCUCCGGAACAGCAGAGUGUUGUUGUUAAGCCUCCUGCACCUAGUACUUCCUUUGCUGGCACAUCCGCUUAUGAAACGCCUGUUCCGGCUCCCGGCUCUUCUGAGCAUGAGCUUUCUAUUAGUAAGCCUCACCGGCCGGCGCCACGCGCUCCACGGCGGACAAACAUCUUCCCUACAUUCAAUCAGUUUUUGAUGAACGAAAAGCAGGAUAUUGAACAGUUUGAAAUUGGGCCCGGGUCGAGUGGUGGUGGUGGAGGUGCAAGUGCGCCAAGCAAUCAGGCCUCGAGCGGUGAACCUCAGAAGGGCACUUCAGUGCAGUCACUUGCCAGCAAUAAGCGGCAAUGUGUCAUCACGGAGCUGAUCCAAACGGAACGGGACUACUGUCACGCGAUGAACGUCUGCCUGAAUGUCUUUCGCGGCAAGAGCGCCGAGGCGGAGCGUUGCGGCGUUGACACUGAGAAGCUCUUCGGGACGAUGAAGACGGUGGUGGACGUCUCGAAGAGUCUGCUGAAGCUGCUCGACAACUACGCAAACAAUCGGCCCUUUGUCGACCAGCGAGUGGGAAUCUGCUUUCUCGAUUUGAAGUUCGAGCUACGAGACGCUUUCGUCUCCUACUGCAAGAGUCAUGACUCGACAAGCAUGUUGCUGCGGUUUUACGAAGCCGACUCAAAGUCGAGUGAUUUCAUGCGGCGCUGCCAGACGGAGAUUCAACGGCAGACGAACUGCUUCGACCUGGCCUCCAUCGUCAUCAAGCCGGUGCAGCGAAUUCUCAAGUAUCCGCUGCUGAUCAACGAGCUGAGCAAGUGCACCGAGGAGGGCCACACUGACUGGGAGCCGCUGCAGCGGGCCAUGGAGAUGCUCACCGACAUUGCGCAGAGUAUCAAUGAGAACAAGCGCCGGCAGGACUUGAUACAGAAGUACUGCAAGAGCAGUGACACCUCCUUCAGCAGUCGCCUGAAGAGUCUCAAUGCGCACACGGUGAAGAAGAAGGGCUCGCGCAUUGCGAAUCGCAUCAUCUCAACUCUCACUUUCUCCUCGGUUCACAAUGAUGAAAACUACGAUGCCGUCUUUCACAAGUUUCAAGGCGUCGACAAGGCGAUCAG